Messenger RNA from Anopheles arabiensis, 1263 nucleotides. Its product is annotated as mucin-5AC-like. The record is from RefSeq and is a predicted model, not a curated record. NCBI's taxonomy places the organism in Eukaryota, Metazoa, Arthropoda, Insecta, Diptera, Culicidae. The transcript has a single exon. The coding region runs from base 1 to 1263 and encodes 420 amino acids.
AUGAGCUCGUUCAUCCAGGAGCUGCGCCAUCUCAGCAACAGCAGCACCAUCAGCAACAUCAGCUGCACGAGCAACGAUUCGGGCGUUUCGACUUCUUACUGUGGCGAUUCCAACGUCGGCAGUGGCCGGGCCGCUGCCACCAACCUCAGCAACAACAACAGCAACAUACAGAUACAGCCAAGCAGCGGUGCGAUGAAUUCGCACCAACCACAGCCAAACUGCAAACCGACAGGUACGUUACCGAAACUUGAUUGCGCCAAUAAUUCGGCAAUGUCCAGCAUCAUCUGGGGCAACAAAUCACUGUGGGGUCCGGCACCGCCUCCCUCACCGUCGGUAGCAACGGUGCCAUCUACGUUAGUGACACUGCCAGCAGUAGUAGCAGGAGCAGCAGCAGCAUCUCUAAAACCGCCAUCGGUUCUUUCUAGUGCAGUUACAACAAACCCUACCUCGAACGCGUUGUAUGCUAGCUUAAGUAAAGAAUUGUACACGCCCUGGACAACAACAUCCACUGCCUAUGUGACACCGUCAACGAUGGUGCCGUCACAAAUGCAGCCAUCACUACUGCCACCCUCCAUCACACCCGCGCAGAAUAAUGACCACGCACUCCUUCCCAAAACUACCUCCCCCUCAUCCUCCUCCUCCAUCUUUUCGACCGGCAAUCUUAGUACGAAUAUUUGGGAAAGUAAGCUCGGGCUGGUCAGUGGCCCUCAGCAAAGUCUGGAGCCAUUAGAGUCUAUCUGGUCGGCACCGGAACCUUCGUCAGCGGCGGCAGCAGCCGCCAGCAUGAUCGGUGGCUUGACAGGCUGCGAGCAGCAGCAGCAGCGGGUUGGUGAUGCCGUAGCAAAUGCUUGGCGAUCCGAUGUUCCGUCCGCUGCCCGAGAUCCGUAUGCGAUUGGAUCUCAAUUCUUGCGAGCAGACGAAUCGAAGGGCGCUGGUGGUGCUGGUAGACUGCCCGGUGGUACGGGUGAGGCGAUCGACACUACACCAAAGCUUAGUUCUCUCUGGACACCGGGACCAUGGUCGAACGCUGUCGAUAGUGCAGCGAACAGUGGUAGCAAUAUAAGUGUCCUACGAUCGCUACGUAUGGGCGGGUCCGCUUGCUCCACCACCAACGUCCCGAGCAGCAGCAACGAGGCCGGCAACACCGUCGCCAAGGGUUUGGAAUCGAACGAGCGACCGGGAGAAAACACUGAAGUGUCCACCAAAUCUUUCCUGCCCGCGGGUUCGGAAGAUGUCAUGAACUAUCUCAGUAUAUUUAAUUAG